AUGUAUUCUGCAAGCAUGACUUGGUUGAGUGGAUCAGCAACCUGCACCGAUACAGAUGACGAGUCUUCAGACGGGGGCGAAUACGUUCCUAGAGACGAGGACGAUGAAGAUAGCGUCAUUGUCGACACAGACGGUAUCAGCGAGGCCGAAGACGCGCACGACUGGGCCGACACCAACGCCGGGGCUUGGGGCCUGGACGACAGCGGUGAAUGGGAGGACCAUGGUGUCGCAGAGGACCUCAGUGCCAUAGAAUAUGACAUUGAUCCCGCUAUCACUGUGGAUGUUGCGGAACUGGAGGGCGACGCGGAGAUGACCGACGGGGAGGACAAUGCUGACUGGGGCCUCACGGACGGCUCGUCGGACAUCGUGACCUCGGACGACGCGGAGAUGGCCUCUGCGUCGGAUGUGGAGGAUGGCGUCAGCGUCAUCUUCGACAUGGACGGCUACUCGUCAAGCGCGGACGAAGAUUACACCCCUCCCGAGGAGGAGAAAUAA
Messenger RNA from Schizophyllum commune H4-8, 495 nucleotides. RefSeq lists its product as uncharacterized. NCBI's taxonomy places the organism in Eukaryota, Fungi, Basidiomycota, Agaricomycetes, Agaricales, Schizophyllaceae. The record is from RefSeq and is a predicted model, not a curated record. The transcript has 4 exons. The coding region runs from base 1 to 495 and encodes 164 amino acids.